CUGAAAGCUAAACUGAAAGUAAUAUUUUUUUUUCUCUUGAAUAUUUGGAAUGCUCUGAUGUGAUAUUAUCCGCAUUUCACAAUAAUGUUUGUUUUUCAAUCUAGUGACGUCGAGAUGAUAACAGAUAAGUGAUAACAAAUAUAAUAUAUUUUUCUAUGAUACCACUGUCAUGUGAGAGUGAUCAAAAUAAUAUAACAAUUGACCCGGGUAUAGAACAUUAUUCAGGAACUUUAGGAUUAAUUGUAAAUUCAUCGAUCCCCAUCGACAGUAUGAAAUUUUUCAUGACUUAAUCAUCGUCAAAGUCUAACAUAAACCAAAGGCAUAUUAAUAGAAAUUACCAUGUAUUGAAAUCAUGUAUUGUCUACUUGCAAUUGAACAGAUGCUUGAUUAAGUCAUGAUUGAGGCUGGAGAAUUAUCAACAUAUCUUCAUCGUAUUGAUGCUUUAACUACAGAAGACUAUGAUCAAAUUAAAGAUAUUACAAAGAAACAUUGGAAGAGUAACGACACCAGAAAAUGUUUUACACGGUCUUGUCGUAAACCAUUUUCUUUGAUUGAAAGAUCACAUCACUGUCGAAGAUGUGGAGAAGUGUUUUGUUUUAAUUGUGUGAAAUAUCAACGUAAACUAAAUAAAUUAGCCAAUCCUGAUCCAGAUGGAAAAUCUUACAAGGUGUGUUUUUGUUGCUAUGAAGAGGGGAAAGUUACCGAGGGGGUCCAGAGAAGCUGGUUGAGUGACUUCAAACAAUUUCGAGUUGCUGGUCAGAAUAAUCGGUGGGCUUUAGCCAAUGGUCAGCAGACGAGAUCAAGACGAAGCCGACUGAACCUGGACACAGAAUGUCAGAGGUUGAUCCAGGGUUUUAAGAACAACAUCACAAGGUCAGAGGUCAAACGAACACUGCAAGAAAUGAGAAGCAUGGUGGCAAAACCUGACUGGCAGAAAUCGUCAAUAUGGAUACAAGAAAAUAUGAGUAGUAAGUGUGCUACUUGUUCAAGUGACUUUAAUUUAUUACGGUCGAAGUAUAGUUGUACUGUAUGUGGGGUGGUGGUCUGUAAAUCAUGUUCAAGUAAAGAUUUGUUGGUUUUUAUACCAGAUGAAGAUGAGUAUGCUGAACCCGAACUAGUUAUCAUCAAAAUAGUUGGGUGUCCCGCUGUUGAACCAGAAGUCAGUCUUCAACUGAGAGUUUGUGGUACCUGUCGUGAUCUGUUGGAGACCAAACAGGUAGCCAGAUAUCAGCAAACUGAAAUAACAACGACAGACAACGAUUUUCUUUCAAAGUUGCUCAUAUUACACGAGAAAUUUCAUGGUGUGGAAGAAAAGAUUAAUGUUCAUUUACCAGAGUAUGAAUUGAUAGUAUCAUCACUGAACAAUAACAGUCGAGGAGGCGGAGGUCAAAAUGGGAAAAGUAACAUGAAAACAUUAGCCAAGGCUCAGGAAGAUCUGGCUGAUUAUCUGACCGAACAUGUGACAUCCACACAGCAGUUAAAAAGACUUAAACCAGAAACCAACACACAGUCCAACAUGUUUAAAUGUUAUAUUAAGAGUAAAUGUGACUAUUAUAUGGAGAAUAUGUCACGAUUUCGGCGAUUGGGUAAACAACUGAGUCAGACGUCACCGCCAGAAGUCCUGGAGUUUAUACAAAGAAUUAUGAACAAGGAUUCUAUUAUCAGUGGCCAUGUGUAUAUAAGACAACUGAUAUAUGAAACUAUUAAUUUGUGUGGUAAAUAUCAUCUAGAUGAACUUCUACCAAAAUUAUUAAUGGUUGCAGAAGAGAGAAUAGAAAAAGAUGUUUCAUUAUGUUUACGACUGGAUGGUGAAGACUAUGACCAACAUGAAGAUUUAGUUCAAGAAAUGAUCAAGUCACAAAUGAAGCAUCAUAAACUAAUUCGAACAUCUAGAACUAUGGAGAAGAAACAAGGUGCGGUCCAUGUGAAAUCUAUCAUGUUAUUGAGAUGUGUCGAGGUUUUAAAACAGAUGCUCUUACAGCUUCAGCUUAAAACAACCAAUAAAAGUUUCUCAGAAACUAAAGCAUCCAUUAACAACGCAAUAGAAAAAAUAGAAUCCAUUCCUUGCAGAUAAUUGUCGUCCAAUCAAAAUCAACGUACUACUAUCCAACUACAUAUCUUUUGUUUUGGCCUGAUCAUCUAGGGGUUGGUUUAACUCUGAAUGUAUUUAAAACAAUAACAACUUAUCCUUGAAAAAUGUUAAUGAUGACCAUAUUGUUUACUAAACUAUAACUCCAUUAAGGGAUCAAAAAAAAAAUCAGCAUACUGUACUUACUAUAUUUUAGGUUAGGAACAUGGAAUGAAUAAUUUGUAAAUAUAACAAUAUUGUUUCAUCCAUCAUAUUACUCUGCUUCUUGUCUAUGAAUUUGAAAAUAAUAAUUGGUCAAUGACAUAAUAUGGUCGCAACGACAAUAUUGCUACAGUAUUCCUUCCUGAGUUAUCCCCCCUUUUAAGACCCAUUCAUUGCAGAUAUUUGUCUCAAGUACAAUAUGUAUCUAUGUUUGUUGUAUAUAUUAUUGUGUUCAUUCAGUUAUUGUUCUAACUAAUAGUCUUCAAAUCAAAGUCUUGGUCUGUCAUUGAGUCAACUGGCGUGGUUUUGAUUCCCCGGUUUUAUGUGACAAGGAGUAGGGUCGCCUUUCCAAUUUCCUGGGUUUUCUCUAGGUCCUCCGGUUUCCUCCCACUGCUAAAGACCCCUACGUGUGCAAGCGAAUUAUUAAAAUAAAAUUGAACCAUGUAUUAGUCCCGUAAUAACCUAGUUUGUGUCGAGUGGAUGUUAAACCCCAUCUCUCUCUCUCUCUCAAUCCCCAAAAUAGUGACAGUUGGAUGAUAAGAGGGAUUACGGGCUACAAUGAAUGCACCGAUUGCAUAAAAAAUUGCUCAAGCAACCAUGACAGCUGAAACAUAUUCCUUGUGUUUAAUAACAUCAUGAUUCUACUCACACCACCUCUGUUGUUAGGAAUGACAGAACUGAAUUUCACUUCACUUGAUUGCAAUUCUGUCCCAAUGUAUUCAUUCCUGAGUUAUCCCCCCUUUUCCGAACCCAUUCAGAUGUAUCUUUGAGUUUAUUGUGUUCAUUCAAUUAUUGUGCUGCUUUAAUUAUUGAGUUAGUUUUGAUUUCAAAUACUAAUAUCAUUAUAAUUUUAAUUGUAAAAAUGUAAUUAUGUUUAAUUAAUUUUAGAUAUUGUGAUAUGUUUAUAUAUUAGCAGCUAAGAUCAUUAUAAUUUUAAUUGUAAAAAUGUAAUUGUGUUUAAUUAAUUUUAGAUAUUGUGAUAUGUUAAUAUAUUAGCAGCUAGGAUACUUACCUCGAACAAACAAUAAGAGUCUCUCACAAACUAUAUCAUCCAUAAAGACCUGAAUUCAAACGGUAGAAGUCAUUCAAAUGAAACUCAUUAGGGGUGCUCGAUUGCAAUCAAGUGAUACAGAAUUCAACCCAGUCACAGUUCUGCCAGCCCCGACAGCUGAGUUAGUGUGAGUAGAAUUGUGACAUAUUUUAAGUAAGAAAUAUGUUUCAGCAGUCAUGAUUGGUUGAGAUAUUUUUUUAUGCAGUCGGCACUCGGCACAUGCGUUGUAUUCCGAAAUUCUACUUUUCAUUCGAUUGACACUAUUUUUGGAAUUGAGAGAAUUUAAUUCAGGAACGUUCGAUCGAGUACCCCUAUUGUAUUAGUUCCUGAGUUAUCUCCCCUUUUCCAAACUCUUCCUUGAAGAUAAUGGUAUUAAGUAUAUUUGUGUUUGUUGUAUAAUUAAUGUGUUCAUUCAAUUAUUGUGCUAAAUAAUUACAUACAGACCUUACACAAUCUGAUUAAAACACAGAUCCUAUUUCGUUUCAUUUUUUAUAGUUCAAAAUUUCGUUUUACUUGUCUUUACUACACUAGUAGUAGGAUCUGGAAGAGUUGUUAUAUAACCCGUAAGGAUUAACCAAUGAAACCGAACUGUGGGUAUCCCAGUAGAAACAUCAACGCUGAAUAGUAAAUCA
Messenger RNA from Patella vulgata (common limpet), 3973 nucleotides. RefSeq lists its product as uncharacterized. Gene Ontology annotation, molecular function: metal ion binding. The record is from RefSeq and is a predicted model, not a curated record. Lineage: Eukaryota; Metazoa; Mollusca; Gastropoda; Patellidae. The transcript has 15 exons. The coding region runs from base 395 to 2074 and encodes 559 amino acids.